Messenger RNA from Somion occarium, 1298 nucleotides. The record is from the annotation of a GenBank genome assembly. NCBI's taxonomy places the organism in Eukaryota, Fungi, Basidiomycota, Agaricomycetes, Polyporales, Cerrenaceae.
ACAGCUGCACUUCUCAGGCGGCCCACGACACCGAAACCCAGUAUUUCGAUUACGACGGCCACUUUCGUCAUAUAUGCUCUGGUAGCUGAACUUUUGACCAAUCUUCCUUCCUAUAAUGUCGCUAUUACACUAUCUCAGCUAUGUCGGUGCAGCAGCCGCAUUCAUAUUCGUGACACUGUCCCUUGCAAGUGGCUUGCUUUGGCUAUCAGAAUUGAUUGAGGAACACUCACGGACUGCAAAAUUGGUCGGUCAAAGGGGCAUAUAUGCCAUCAUAAUCCUUCAUAUAGUGUUGUACUUUUUCGACUCAUUGCCCUUCUGGCACGUCCUGUUCUCGAUCGUGUGCCACUUGAUAUACCUGCGGAAUUUCACUGCACGCUGGCCAUUCAUCUCACUAUCGUCUUGGAGUUUCAUUGCAUCGUGCUUUGUUGUGGUGAUCGACCAUUUCAUGUGGUUUUUUCAUUUUGCCCAUGUCACUCAGGAAGCUCGGCAAAGAUCCAGAAGUGUCUACCGCGGACCGCAAGCAAACAAUGUUCCAGGCUUUGCAGAUAUUGCGACGUUCUUCGGUGUAUGUGUGUGGCUUGCACCGUUAUUUCUGUUCCUCAGCCUGAGUGCAAAUGACAAUGCACUACCUAUGAACCUUGGGAGUACGGAUGUUCCGAGCACGCCAACAAAAGUCUCAACUCCAAUGAUUCAAAAGCCCAAAGGCUCUUUAUUCAAAUCUUUUUACGAUGCAUUGUCACUCGAUUCCAUACCACGACUUCGUUCAAUACGCAGACGAGACUCGACGCAAGGAAUUAUUGCACCGCCGUCCCCGAAUAUACGACCAUCAUCCCCAUUACCAUCACCCAAUCCACUACGUCGUACCCCCUCGGCUGCGAGUCUGCAUCCACCCAUAGGUUCUCCAAGGCGUCGGCCUUCAGGAGACUCUCCAGCUCCUCCAUACUCUGGAUAUCUGAGUCCAAAUUCUAGAGACGGUAUGCAAUCACCUGAAGCAUUGUCCCCCUUUGUUCUGGGGUCGCCUCCAAGACGGGUCAGUGCUCCAGGAAUUCCUCUAAGAAGAUCUACGGUAGAUGGACGAUUAGAGAUGAGGAGGGCGGCAAGUUCAGGGUCUAGUUCUGGCUUCCGGCUUGACGAAGACUCGUAGGGACAGUAUUUAUUACUCACAUCAUGACUGUAUGUAGCUACUACCGCAACUGCGCAUGCAUUGCAUGCUGCGGCUUUCGCUUUCCAUUUUCGCAAGAACUUGUUGUACAGAGGUCUUAAUUCUGCAGUUCCCUAAUUUAGCUUUGAUGCAUGAU